Messenger RNA from Linum trigynum, 1161 nucleotides. NCBI's taxonomy places the organism in Eukaryota, Viridiplantae, Streptophyta, Magnoliopsida, Malpighiales, Linaceae. The record is from the annotation of a GenBank genome assembly.
AUGAAGGUGCCACAAGGAUUUGCGCAGCCCGGUGAUACCCGUGUUUGCAGACUUCGUAAAUCCCUUUACGGCCUCCGACAAGCGUCUCGAAAUUGGUACACCAAAUUCACCGAGGCCCUCUUGGAAUUUGGUUUCACUGUCUCUAAAGCCGAUCACUCCUUGUUCCUCUUUCAAGCACGAGAUGUAUUCGUCGCCAUCCUCAUCUAUGUCGACGAUGUUGUGCUUACCGGGAAUGAUCCUGCGACUAUUGCCCGAGUUAAGGAGUUUCUUCAUCACAAGUUCAGCAUCAAGGACUUGGGGGUUCUGAAAUAUUUUCUCGGGAUCGAGGUUGCCCGUUCUCCUGAUGGCAUUGUUCUCAGUCAACGGAAGUACACUCUCGAUAUUCUUGCAGAUUCGGGUAUGACUGCAGCUCGACCCAGUGCCUUCCCUAUGGAACAGAACCAUACACUGACACGAUUGACUGAGGAGCGUGUGACUGAUCUGAGUUCUUAUCGCCGCCUCAUAGGCCGCCUCCUGUAUCUCACGAUCACUCGCCCGGACAUAGCCUACUCUGUUAAUCUGCUCAGUCAGUUUGUUCAUUCCCCCUCCCCUGCUCACAUGGACGCGGCACAUCGGGUAGUGCGCUACUUGAAGAGUGCCCCCGGGCAGGGUUUGUUCCUUCCUGCUGCUGGCUCCCUUGAUCUCAUUGCUUACAGCGACGCGGACUGGGCCGGAUGUCAGUUCAGUCGACGAUCCACUACAGGUUACUACAUUGAGCUGGGCGGAGCCCCGGUCUCCUGGCGUGCCAAGAAGCAACGAGUGGUUGCCCGUUCUUCUGCCGAGGCGGAGUAUCGUGCCAUGGCCAGUACCACAAGUGAAGUUCUUUGGUUACGUUUUCUUCUCCACGAGUUGCAGGUACCACAACGUGCCUCGACUCUACUCUACUGUGAUAAUCAGGCAGCCCUUCACAUUGCUGCCAAUCCGGUGUUCCAUGAGCGCACUAAGCACGUGGAGAUGGACUGCUACUUCGUCCGAGAGCGUGUUAGCUCUGGCGAGAUCGCCCCGUGCAAGUUUGGCACUCUCUCGCAACUCACAGACAUUUUCACGAAGGCCCUGGGUACUGAUAAGUUUCACACACUCUUGUCCAAGCUUGGCAUUCGUGACCUUCAUGCUUCAGCUUGA